AGUGGUUAAUAGUUGCUCCUGUAACUGGUGAAGCUGUGAGUUGGGAAAGUGACGUGCGGGAGUUUGCAACUCCACCCCACAGCGAGAGAGAGAGAGAGAGAGAGAACGAGAGAAAGAAAGAGAGAAAAAGAGAAAAAGAGAGAGAACGAGAGAGAACGCGAGCAGGGGGGAGAGAGAGAGAGCGAGUGUAGCGGGCAUUAGCGGCGGGGCCGGCCGGCCGGCGGGGCCAUGUAACCGGGGCCGGAGCGGAGAGGAGAGGAGUCGGGUCGGGUCGGGUCGGGCAUUAGCGGCGGCCGGACAUGGCGCAGUCUCCUGUGGCCGUGACCGUCCCGGGGAUGCAGAAUUACCGAGCAGAUCCUGAGGGACUCUUCACCAAGCUGGAGCGGAUCGGAAAGGGGUCCUUCGGUGAAGUCUUCAAAGGAAUUGACAAUCGGACUCAACAAGUGGUGGCCAUCAAGAUCAUUGACCUUGAGGAAGCUGAGGAUGAGAUUGAGGACAUCCAGCAGGAGAUCACUGUCCUCAGUCAGUGCGACAGCCCUUACGUAACCAAGUAUUACGGAUCAUAUUUAAAGGGGACAAAGUUGUGGAUCAUCAUGGAAUAUCUGGGAGGAGGCUCGGCACUGGAUCUGCUCCGAGCCGGCCCCUUUGACGAGUUCCAGAUCGCCACCAUGCUGAAGGAGAUCCUGAAGGGCCUGGACUACCUGCACUCCGAGAAGAAGAUCCACAGAGAUAUCAAAGCGGCCAAUGUCCUGCUGUCGGAGCAGGGUGAGGUGAAGUUGGCGGACUUUGGUGUGGCGGGCCAGCUGACGGACACACAGAUCAAACGGGACACAUUCGUGGGCACGCCGUUCUGGAUGGCCCCCGAGGUCAUCCAGCAGUCUGCCUACGACUCCAAGGCUGACAUCUGGUCUCUGGGCAUCACGGCCAUCGAGUUGGCCAAGGGGGAACCCCCCAACUCGGACAUGCACCCCAUGAGGGUCCUCUUCCUCAUUCCCAAGAACAACCCGCCCACGCUGGGGGGAGAGUUCAGCAAAUCAUUCAAGGAGUUUAUCGACGCGUGUCUGAACAAGGACCCCUCCUUCCGGCCCACAGCCAGGGAGCUGCUCAAACACAAGUUCAUCCUGAAGAACUGCAAGAAGACGUCGUAUCUAACGGAGGUGAUCGAUGGAUACAAGCGGUGGAAGGCUGAGGGUCACAGCGACGAUGACUCCAGUUCAGACGAGUCCGACUCCAGCAGCAGCAGCGACAAGGAGAACCGAGGGGCCAAGCCCAUCGAGUGGUCAUUCACCACCGUCAGGAAGAAACCUAACGCCAAGAAGCUGCAGAACGGCACGGACGAGGACAAGAAGAUAUCGGUCUGUCUGUCCACAGUGAUGGCUCCGCUCUUUGCCCAGCUGAAGGAGCAGGAUGGAGACAAUGUGGAGAAGGCAGCAGUGAUCGAUGCGCUGGAGACCAGCCUGGUGCGGGCGGAGGCUGGCUACCCCGGUAUCACCGAGAAGAUGAUCCAGAAAAUCCUAGAGAGGUUCCAAAGGUUUUCUGCCACUGAAGCUUGUUAGAGGACCUGUCCCACCCACCUCACACUCCCGUAGGUCCCAGCACACCCAACGCUGAACACACCUCCUCGCACACCCCUGCCUCCCACUCUCAAGGGGGGGGGUCUGUAGACCAGACCUCCUCAUUUCCCUCCCUCCCACUUUCCCCACUCUUCCCCCUUCCACCGACCGAGUGGCACGUCAGCGAGAUGGAAGCAUCGCACCGCGUGAAGCUCGGAGGCUGAGUGAGGGACCGCUGAAUGGAUUAUCCUGUCAUCUGGCAGGGCUGAGGAUUCACCUUUCCUGCACCUCUCUGCUGACGUAUGAUGGAUAUUGGCGGGCACAGCCCCCACCACAGCUGUCACUGUUGUUGAUGGAAAAG
Amblyraja radiata (thorny skate) is the source of this 1914-nucleotide messenger RNA. RefSeq names its product serine/threonine-protein kinase 26. Bases 300 to 1556 code for a protein of 418 amino acids. Gene Ontology annotation, molecular function: ATP binding; protein serine/threonine kinase activity. The transcript is spliced from 11 exons. Gene Ontology annotation, cellular component: Golgi apparatus; cytoplasm. NCBI's taxonomy places the organism in Eukaryota, Metazoa, Chordata, Chondrichthyes, Rajiformes, Rajidae. The record is from RefSeq and is a predicted model, not a curated record. Gene Ontology annotation, biological process: protein phosphorylation; negative regulation of cell migration.